AUGGGAAGCCCAUCUGAAUGUCAAGAUCACAACUAUCACAAAAGACGGCGUAAGUCGUCUACAUCCUCGGUGGAGGAGGGUCCUUCAACGAAGAGGACACGUGGUCGGGAGGAACGACCAUCUCGACCCAGGCAAAGGCAGCCAACUAGACGAAAGCGGCGCCCUCGUUCUGCUAGCAGCAGUGAAGGCAGCGGUGGCCGCCAUAAGGAUUUUGAAGCGAGGUUUGACCAACUCUCGUACCAGGUGAACGCUAUUACUGAUUUUAUUCAACGUUCUAUGCAUCCGGAAACCCAAUCCCAGAAUCGAUCGGAAUCUUCUUCAGACGACGAAGCGCCGUUAGAAAGUGUGACUUUUAAAGACUUUAAUACUACUUUAAAGGACAAAGGUUUUGGAAAAACUGAAGAAGCAAAGUUUGAGUUAUUGAAGAAUUUGCAACGAUUCGAUUCUCGGGAAUGGGCUGACAUAUCUUUCUUUGAUAUUCAAAAGAGUUUCCUAGCGGUUCCAGGUUUCAAAGAAUUGGAAACGAAUGACGAAUUGCGUCAUUAUGAUAAGUCGAAAUAUUUAGCAUCAUUUGAAAAGACAUUAGCUUCUUUAACUCAUGCAUUUCUUCUUCAUCGCGAUCAUACGCAGACGUGUUUGCAAAAUAUUUUGAAGUGGGCAGGACAGUGUGAAAAUAUUACUGCUGUGUCUUUGAAAGAUAAAAUAACAGAUUUAUUUAUCGAGGACGAUAAAUACAACAAGAGCACUAAUGAUAUUUUGCAAAUUCUUUGCGGAAAACGGGCUGAUGUUGUUUUGAAUCGUAGAAGUGAGAUUUUAAAGAAUGUAACGGAUACUGUGACCGCGGCUGGUUUUCGAAAGAUACCCCCUUCUUACGAGAAUCUUUUUCAGGCGGAUAAGCUAAAAGAAUUUCUUAAAAAUGAGGGUGGUUUGAAUAAAGUAUUCCCCGCUCAGAACAAACCGCGUAAAAACCAGAAAUUCCCUAGAUUUUCGGCCGCCAACAGAGGUUAUUUCCAACCUUCGGUACCUCCUUUCCGAUUUAAUUUUCGAUCGAAGCCAACAUUCCCCAGUUUCCCUGCGUACGACUUCAACCAGUCCCGUGCCCCUAGAGUCGAUAGGCAAGAACCUAGACGUGGACAGCUACGGCGAUCAGGCUACCACGAUCGAAACAAGCGAUUCCGAGAGUUCUGACUCGGGGGCGUUCAGGGCAGGGUGUCUGACGUUAUAUCGUCGUCGUUGGGAAAUGAUAGGAGCAAAUCGAACAAUUCUAAAAAUUAUUUCAGGCGUACGUCUUCCAUUUUACCGAAAGCCUCCGUUGGUUUGGCCGAGUUCCAAUAUAGUAAAGAAGUUCGAAAUCCAGCCGUCGUCAGACAUGACAGAGGAAAUAACAAAAAUGUUAACAGACCGAGUAAUAGAACCUGUACCUCAUUCGCCAAGUUAUUUGUCAAAAAU
Molecule: messenger RNA, 1449 nt
Organism: Cydia amplana
Lineage: Eukaryota; Metazoa; Arthropoda; Insecta; Lepidoptera; Tortricidae
Exons: 1
Coding region: 1-1188 (395 amino acids)
Source: RefSeq, a predicted model, not a curated record